Mustela erminea (ermine) is the source of this 2109-nucleotide messenger RNA. It is a transcript of the gene TRIQK, whose product is annotated as triple QxxK/R motif containing. The transcript has 10 exons. Gene Ontology annotation, cellular component: endoplasmic reticulum membrane. Bases 817 to 1116 code for a protein of 99 amino acids. The record is from RefSeq and is a predicted model, not a curated record. Lineage: Eukaryota; Metazoa; Chordata; Mammalia; Carnivora; Mustelidae.
CCUCUUUUCGUACCGCCCGUUGGGAUUAGGGGUGUGCGGCCGGCUCGUCCCGCCCCUGCCUCUGAGUGACAGGACCGUGGACAGCAACAUUUCCAGCUAGACGCGAAGUUUGUCGGCCCUUGCCUUGGCUGAGCUGAGAUUUGAAGUCUAUAUCUCAGAGGGAUGAUCUGAACAUACUCUUCAUUAUAGAGGAAAUAAGAAAAAGCAACCAAGAGCAUUGUUAUUGGUAUCUGGAAUUGAAUUUGCCAGGAAUGCAAGCGCAGCUUCCUCAGUAAAGAUCUUGCCUUUGGAAACAUCUUACCCCUUGGCAGCUCUCCAGAGUUCAGACUUGGCAGCAUCAAGGACACAACACAAGAGACUACAUGUCUAAAAUCUGUUAGUAGGAAAGCUCAUAUGAUCCAGAUGCAGCAAUGGGAAGAGAGUGGCUAAUUAUGCACUAGCAUUUAGAGUUUUAUUGGUCAAAACAAAUUUCAAAAGGGGGACUGUGAAGUGCAAUAUCGUCUCUACCUAGAGGGAGAGGAAAACUGGAAGAUAUAAAGAGGCAGAUGGUAUGAAAACUGGACUCCCUUAUUUAAAGGGAAUGUUGAUAUUUAUAACCAAGCUUAUCUCCAGCAAGAUUUGUUUUUUGCAGCUGUUCCAGGGGCAAAUAGCAAAUUACUGACAAUAAUCAUUCUCUUUUGGAAAUAUCUUCUAGAGGACCUGAUUCAGAGGGAAAUAACUCAAUCAAAAUUAAUAUAAGAAACAAUAGCUAUCAUUCUGUUGGAUACCUUUGUUAAUUGAGUCUUAGAGUUGUACUGAAGAACAUUGAUCAUAUGGAUGUGUUGCUUUUCAAAUCAGGCAUUUUGGAGAUCAAAGAUGGGUAGAAAAGAUGCCUCUACUAUAAAACUUCCUGUUGAUCAGUACAGAAAGCAAAUUGGUAAACAAGAUUAUAAAAAAACCAAACCUAUUUUACGAGCAACCAAAUUAAAAGCAGAAGCAAAGAAAACAGCAAUAGGGAUAAAGGAAGUUGGCCUCGUACUAGCAGCUAUAUUGGCCCUCCUACUGGCUUUCUAUGCUUUCUUUUAUCUCAGACUGUCCACAGACGUUGACCCUGAUCUGGAACGAGAUGAAGAUUAGCUGAACAGCAAUCAAUGCAUUAAAGGGAAAUAAUUUUAUAAAAGCAUCCCUUGGGACCAACACUUUCUAAAGUACUGAAACUGGAAUAUUGAAUUCUUUCUGCUGGUAUUUUCAGUUUUGAGAAAUAUCUUUUUAAAUAGUUGCAUAGGAUAUCAAAAAAAGAACCUUACCUAGCAAUGUAGUAUAAUGUCUGCUACCGGAUACUUUUAUAAAUCUUUCUACUUUGACAGGCAACCUAUUCAUGGUGCAUUUAGAUUAAAUGGAAAACAGAUCCUAAAUUCUUCGGAUGUCUUAGCCAAUUUAUGUGUAUAACUCCGUCACUUCAGAUUACUAAAUCUAUUUUUGUUCCGUAUACAUCGUAAGUAAAAGUAUAUAUCCUCAUUUACAGAAACAUUCUCAAAUCACAUUCAGAGCCUAAGAAGGAAUGAAAAGUCAUGGGAAAUUUUUCAUUUUACAAAGAAGCCCUGCUUUCUUUCCAGACAUAUUUUAUAUCAUUAGAGAGACUAUCUGCCAUACAUCUACAGUAAUCUUUUUCCUUCUUUGCCAACUGUUCAGCGCACAUGUGCUCCAUCAGAAAUGGCACCUGGAUGACAGAAGCUCAAAGAGUCACAUAUGUCUGUAAAAUAGAGUUCCUUUCCUCUUGGGCUGUCUGAACUGGUGUAAAUAGAAAGUUCAGUUGAUCUUGAUUUUAAUUAACUUAUUAUUGUAUUAAUAUAAACUUGGAAUUCUAUUUUAAUUAUGUUGUUCAGGCUGCUUGCAGUAUCAGUUUGCCCUUCUUGUUAGGGAGGUAUGUAACAAUCUGUCAUUUACUUGUGCAGUUUUGUUUUUUUUUUUUUUCACACAACAGUAACGGAAGUCCUACCUACUCAGAAUAAUUUUCUUGGAUUGCCUCCUAAACCUAAACAAUACAAAGUUGGUUUACAAAAUUACAUUUUGUCUCUUGAGAGUUACUCAAUUACAACUGUUUUGUGAAAAAUAAAUAAUAGAUGAAAA